Prorocentrum cordatum is the source of this 888-nucleotide messenger RNA. The record is from the annotation of a GenBank genome assembly. NCBI's taxonomy places the organism in Eukaryota, Dinophyceae, Prorocentrales, Prorocentraceae.
AUGGGCCGGCCGAGGCGCGCUCGUGCUGCAAACGCUUGGGCGCCGGCGGUGCCGCCCGUGGCUCCGGCGAGGCAGCCUCGGUCGGCGCCCAAUGCGCGGCGCGGUGGAGGAGUGGCAGGUGGCGCUGCCAAGGCCAGGCAGGUUGCGCUGCCGGAGGCCGUCGACGAGAGCGUCGAGAAGAUGGCCCACGUGCACUCCAGCGUGGUUGAAGAGGGGGUGAUCAUCGAAGAACUCCUGCGGUGCCUGGUUCCGCGGGCGGCGGGGUUCUCCACUGGUGAGGACGAGUGCGACGAGGCGCAGCAGCAGCUCGACUUCGCGUUCAAGUUGGCCACCAUCGAUUGCAAGAUCCAGGCUGGGCAGGUGAAGAUCGGCAAUGCGGACGCCGUGAAGGCCGAGAAGAGCUCGGGGGUGCCUCUGGGGAGCGAGAUCGAGGAAGCGCUCGGCGUGGCGGCGCUGCCCGCGGGCGCGAAGCUGGCCGUGGGAACGGGCGUGCCGAUGCUGACGCUGAUGGCGCCGCUGACCCAGCAGCUCGUGAAGCUGGUCGCGAAGCAGGUGGGUGCGUUGAAGAUGGCCUUCCGGGACAUGGAGAUGGUCGGGAAGCCGGGCGUGCUCAAGGUGGCCAUGCUUGCCGCGAGACUGGACGUGACGGCCCUCGGGAUCCAAAGCGUCGGCGUCCUGGCUACGCGGUGGGCCGACGACAUCGACGACGUGCACACACUGGCUGUGGAGUCACAGGUGGUCGAGCACGCAUUCGAGGGCGUCGACACGCAGGUCAAGGUCGCGGAUGGCUCAGACGAGCUGCUUGAGGAGUUCGCCGACGGCACCAUGGAGAGCAAUGGGUCCGACGGCUGUGACGCGGGUGUCGACGAAACGUUCGACGAGGAAUAG